Molecule: messenger RNA, 2187 nt
Organism: Pecten maximus
Lineage: Eukaryota; Metazoa; Mollusca; Bivalvia; Pectinida; Pectinidae
Product: calmodulin-like
Exons: 5
Coding region: 392-841 (149 amino acids)
Molecular function (GO): enzyme regulator activity; calcium ion binding
Source: RefSeq, a predicted model, not a curated record
UACACAUGCCGUAACGCGAUACCCCAAUGAUGGGCAGACCAACCCAACAGAUUGACUGGGGCAGCCGUGUCUACGGUUGACAAACUCGUAGGUCUACUGCUGUCGGUAUUGUGUUGGAGUUAGUUUGGUAUGCGGAUACAUCCGGGCGAGAGUGUGAUAUUACAUAUAGUGAUUUAAUUUUAAAAAGGAAGCAAUUGACGGGAGUUAAACCUGUUGUGCGGUAUGCUACAUAUGACGUGUCUCGGGGAACUUCUCAGGCCAACUUACGCCCAGUGUUUCGGGGAGUAGACAAACAUUCUGUAAUUCCUGGCAGAGUGCUGAUUAGGGACGGCUGCCACUAAUCUUACCUCCUGUCACAUUCCAGCUGUGUUCACACUAUUUGGUCGUCGAUAUGGCAGACAAAGUGACAGAUGAAACACUUAAAGAAUGGCGGGAAGCGUUUUCAAUGUUCGACAAAAAUGGUGACGGCCAUAUUAACAGUACAGAACUAGGAACAGUGAUGCGGUCACUCGGACAGGCACCGACAGAUGAGGACCUUUUCAAGAUUAUCCACGACGCCGAUAACGACGGCAGUGGGACGGUAGACUUUGACGAGUUUGUGGAAAUGAUGAUUCGGUUUAUGAAAAACAUUGACCCGGAAACGGAAAUGAGGGACGCAUUUAAAGUGUUCGAUAAAGAUGGGAAUGGCUUUAUCAGUGCAACCGAGCUGAGAUAUGUAAUGACCAACUUGGGGGAGCGUCUUUCGGAGGAGGAGGUGGACGAAAUGAUCAAGGAGGCUGACAUCGAUGGUGACGGUCAAGUAAAUUAUGAAGAAUUUGUAAAAAUGGUGUGUAAAAAGUGAAGGAUUUCAACCGAUUUCGAAAAGGACAACAAACAAGCUUCAUUCAGCUUUAAAAACCAUUCCAUGAAAAUCAUGCACAUCCAACACUGAAACGUGAAAAGUUCAAGGUCACAAAUCAUGCAUUGCCACGCGGGAAGGUCAAAGGUCGCCGAACCAUGAAAUGAUGCUUUUAAUAUUCAAGGUCACAUAUACUACACGUUUUAAUCUCCAGGGAUUGGAAUUUUCCCUGAGAAGGAGACGGUGACCAUGCUUCGUUUGAACUUUGGUUGACCUUUUGGUGGCCUUUGGUUGACCUUUGGGUGGCCUUUGACAUCACACAUCGCUUCUUCACUGUAAAAUUCAUAGCCAUGCAUAUAUGUAACCUCGUUACCUGACCUGGUGUAUUAUCGCUGCUGCAAUGACAAUGCCGAGAUCCUGGGAACGAGUUUUUUCCUGCAUAGCGUCAUAUUCUUUUCCCGUCAAAGCGUAAAAAUGUGAGCCCUGGCAGACUAAUGAAGGAUGGCUUUGGUUUAAAUAUUAACAAAAAUAAUCCCUGUUUUAGUCAGAUCACCUGACGCUGCUGCUGUCAAUUAGCAGCUUUUAUGACCCACAAUUAAGUAAAUCUAUAUGAGUUUUCAGUGCUGUUUUGUAAACAUGAUAUUUCUGAUGGAAAUAUGGUUAUACUUAUUUGACUGUGAGACUGCUUCAUGUUACACACAUAAACAAACACGUGAUUUGUUUAACAUUAAUCUACAGACACAAUCAUCGCCGCCAUGUUAUAUUUAUUUCUUUACAUUUAUUGAGCAAUUUGGUCUUUCCUAAAUUAAAGUGAUAUAAAUCAGCGAGUUACCGAUUUUCAGCCCUUUUAUUUCUGGCAGAUGAUGAUGCUAAAAGGAAUGGAAACGAUCGGUUAUAAUUAUAUAGGUGAGUGACAACAGUGCCGGAAAAUACGAAACUGCGGCUGUUGUUGUCAGUAACAACAUUUUCCUAUAAUACACAUUACAAGAAAAUGUAAUUCAACAAAUUUUGAUUUUUGUUUCAUUUUGUGGAAAAUAUUUUGAUUUACUUCUUUUAAAAAAACAUGUUUGUUUAAAAUAAAAACUGGUAUUCGUGAAAGAAAUGUGGAAUAAACUAUACAACAUUUCCCUAAUUUUAUAUUGAGAUAAAGGGUAGCAAUCUGUUUCCAACUGCAUGAUACAAAAGCCAAAAUGCCAAAAUAGCAGAUAUGGUAUACAAUACUUCACAAAGUUAUAACAUAACAUCAAAAUACAACUAUAUACACUGUACCCUUUGUUUGGUGGGAUAAGCAAGGAACGAAUCGGCAGUGAGCGCGAUUCGUGAUUAAUAAAAACUUGUGACAUUAAAAU